AGGAACUACAAGAAGUUGUCAGUAGCACAGUAACGACAGAGAAGUUGCUAAGGGCAGCGGGACGGACUGUGGAAGAGUAGUAGGGAAACGUCCAACCGGUAGUAACCACGGCGUGAUCAGUUAGACGGUUACGACUGAGACUUGCGCGGCAACAAAAGAAAAAGAAAACAGCUCACUAGCUCAGUUUUCUCGAUCCCUUUAAUCGCACGUUUCAACCAACUCUUCGCAGGGGUCGAAAGAAAGAGAGAAAAAGUAAACAAGAGGUGGAACGGAGAGAGGGCAGGGUGCACCCUGCACUCUGCAGUGCAUACCUGCACAGCGUGAAAUGAAACCGGGAAGACGAAAAGUUCCAUUCAGUGGAAAAGCCAAGAAGCAGCAAAUGCAAGAGAAAAAACAACGUCAACGAACCUUGCUUGUAAAUUCAAAUGAUGAGGAAAGCUGCAGCAGUGAGAGCAAUACUGAACAUAAGAGACAAGUGAUGAAGAUAAAUGCCCAACCAACAGAUACAAAAUCUUUGAGAAAUAAAUAUGCGCUGCAAUUUUUCCAAGAGUCUAAAGAGAAGUUGCAAAAACGCAAGGAACGAGCCUUCAAAAGUAUUGAACCUGCGACUCUCAAAGAUCAAGAAGUCUCAGACGAUUAUUUUCCACCUGGGAUUGACAUGCCGAAGCGACCUCCUUGGGAUUUCAAUAUGACGAAGGAACAAUUGGAGAUGAAAGAACAGAGAUAUUUUACAGAAUACUUGAAUAGCAUGGAGGAGUUAGCUAGCUUGAGUUAUUUCGAAUUGAAUCUAGAAACUUGGCGUCAAUUGUGGAGAGUUCUAGAGAUGUCAGAUAUCUUAUUGAUUAUUGUCGACAUCAGAUAUCCUGUUUUAAUGUUUCCCCCGUAUUUAUACGAUUACGUGACGAAAAAACUAAAGAAAGAUAUGAUUUUGGUAUUAAACAAGGUCGAUCUAGCGCCUCCAGCAUUAGUGGUAGCUUGGAAGGAGUAUUUUCACAAUCAAUAUCCAAAAUUGCACAUUUUAAUGUUUACAUCCUAUCCCACUUACAAUCUCCGUGGUAAUACGAACAAAGAGGAAGGUCUAAAAAAAAUAUCUCGUAAGGGAAAAUUGAAAAUGGCCGCGGAAGGAGCGCAAAAAUUGUUGGAGGCUUGUAAAGAUAUUGUUAAAGAUAAAGUCGAUCUAAGCUCCUGGCAUGAGAAAAUUCAGGAAGAGAUGCAUUUAGAAUACGAUUUAGAUGACAUAGAUCGUAAGGAUAAUGUGAUAAUAGAGAAAGAAGACACCACUUACUUUGAACAUGAAAAAUAUAAAAAUGGAGUUUUAACUAUUGGAUGUAUUGGAACACCGAAUGUAGGAAAGUCUUCCAUGAUGAAUGCAUUAAUGGGCAAAAAAGUCGUGAGUGUGUCUCGCACUCCUGGUCACACUAAGCAUUUUCAGACCAUUUAUCUCACAAAGACUGUGUGUCUGUGCGAUUGUCCUGGUUUGGUCUUUCCUUCGACCGUGCCUAAAGAGUUACAAAUACUAAUGGGUUCGUUUCCGAUCGCUCAAGUCAGGGAACCGUAUACUGCUGUACAAUUUCUAGCUGAAAGAGUGAAUUUACCGAAACUAUUGAAAAUCCCACACCCAGAAAACGAUGAUAUAUGGUCCGCUAUGGAUAUUUGCGAUGGCUGGGCUAUCAAAAAAGACUUCAAGACGGCGCGAGCAGCUAGAUUGGACACAUACAGAGCGGCAAAUUCGUUGUUACGGAUGGCAUUAGAAGGAAAAAUUUGUUUGUACAUAUAUCCACCAAAUUGGACUAUUGAUAAAAAAAAAUGGGAAAAUCAUGUGGAUGUUGAAACUGUAAGAUGGAUUCAAGCUAGGAAUAAAGGCGAUAAUUUUAGUACACUAACUGAAAUGUCUUCUGAUGAUGAAGAAACUGACGAUGAAAGACUGACGGAAUCUUCUGGAAGUGUAGCGAAUAAUGAUAAUGAUAACUCAACGGAAUCAUCAAAUGAGGAAAACGAUAUGCCGCUUGUAGCUAAUAAGUUUUCAUUGUUAUCUGCAGAAUAAUAAAAUAGUUUAUUAUAUAUA
Molecule: messenger RNA, 2065 nt
Organism: Monomorium pharaonis (pharaoh ant)
Lineage: Eukaryota; Metazoa; Arthropoda; Insecta; Hymenoptera; Formicidae
Gene: Ns4
Product: guanine nucleotide-binding protein-like 1
Exons: 6
Coding region: 326-2044 (572 amino acids)
Molecular function (GO): GTP binding; GTPase activity
Source: RefSeq, a predicted model, not a curated record